AUGGACACUUCGGCGAUUCGAGGCCUGCUCGCGGCCAGCUUGGACCCCGACGCCGACACGAGACGGAGGGCUGAGAUUCAGUUGAAGCAGAUCGAAGAGCACCCGGGGUUUAUGGACGUUCUCCUCGACGUCCUCCAGAACGAGCAAGACAACAGUGUGCGACUAUCAACCGUUAUCUAUAUCAAGAACCGCGUAAAUCGAGGAUGGGAAAAGUCGGAGCACAGUCCGAACGAGACACAAAUCGCCGAAGAUGAAAAGGCACGCUUCCGCGACCGCCUGCUGCCCAUCAUGGCCGCCUCCCAGGGUCUGGUCCGGCAGCAGUUGAUCCCCGUCCUCCAGCGUAUCCUACACUUCGAUUUUCCCGAGAAGUGGCCCAACUUUAUGGACUAUACGAUGCAGCUUUUGAACACGAACGAUGCUGCCUCCGUCCUGGCCGGUCUGCAGUGCCUUCUCGCCAUCUGCCGCGCCUACCGAUUCAAGUCUUCGGACGGCGAUAACAGGGUUCACUUUGACAAGAUCAUCGAGGCCAGCUUCCCCAGACUGUUGGCUAUCUGUAACGAACUCGUUGCUCAGGAGAGCGAUGAGGCCGGUGAGAUGCUUCACCUGGCCCUCAAGGCCUACAAGCACGCGACCUGGCUCGAGCUUUCUGCCUUCCUCCGCGCACAACAGACCAACUUUGGCUGGUGUACCGUUUUCCUCCAGACUGUGUCCAAGACAACGCCGGCCAGCGCCAUGGCCGACGACUCAUACGAGCGUGAGAAGCACCAUUGGUGGAAGGCCAAGAAGUGGGCGUACUUCAACCUGAACAGACUUUUCAUCAGGCACGGCAACCCCCAAUCUAUCACCAACACCAAGGACGAGGAUGCGGUCCGCUUUGCCAAGGAGUUCUCCGCAACGAUUGCUCCCGAGAUCCUCAAGCACUACCUAGCCGAGAUCGAGAAGUGGGUUGCGAAGACGGCCUGGCUCAGCAGACCCUGCUUGUCUUACACCCUCGUUUUCCUCGAUGAGUCGGUGCGCCCCAAGGAAAUGUGGAACCACCUCAAGCCUCACCUGCAGAACCUGGUGACGCAUUUCGUCUUCCCCGUUCUCUGCCUGUCCGAGGAGGACAUCGAGAAGUUCGAGGACGAGCCGGAUGAAUACCUCCACAGGAAACUCAACUUUUACGAGGAGGCUUCGGCCCCCGAUGUCGCCGCCACCAACUUCCUCGUCGGCCUGACCAAAAACAGGAGAAAGCAGACCUUCGAGAUUCUCAAGUUCGUCAACGCAGUCGUCAACGAGUACGAGCAGGCGCCGGAUGACAAGAAGAACCAUAUUGCCAAGGAAGGCGCCUUGAGGAUGAUUGGCACUCUGGCCCCCGUUAUUCUGGGCAAGAAGAGCCCCAUCGCCGACCAGGUCGAGUACUUCCUCGUCCGCUACGUUUUCCCCGAUUUCACGAGCCACCAGGGUUACCUACGUGCGCGUGCUUGCGACACCAUCGAGAAGUUCGAGCAGCUCAACUUCCAGGACCAGAACAACCUUCUCACCAUCUACCGCCACAUCCUUGACUGCAUGGCAGACCCGGCCCUGCCUGUGCGUGUGACUGCAGCUCUCGCCCUGCAGCCCCUCAUCAGGCACGACAUCAUCCGUACCAGUAUGCAACAGAGCAUCCCUACCAUUAUGCAGCAGCUCCUCAAGCUCGCCAACGAGGCCGAUAUCGACGCCCUCGCCAACGUCAUGGAGGACUUCGUCGAGGUUUUCGCUACCGAGUUGACGCCGUUUGCGGUUGCUCUUAGCGAGCAGUUGAGAGACACCUACCUUCGCAUAGUCCGUGAAGUGCUGGACAAGAACAAGGACAACGGUGAUGAUGAGUUUGGAGACUACCUUGACGAGAAGAGCAUCACUGCUCUCGGUGUCCUUCAGACCAUCGGCACUCUCAUCCUCACCCUCGAGAGCACGCCUGACGUUCUUCUGCACAUUGAGGCAGUUCUCAUGCCCGUCAUUCAAGUCACCCUCGAGAACAAAUUGUAUGAUCUUUACAAUGAAGUGUUUGAGAUCAUUGACAGCUGCACGUUCGCUGCCAAGGGCAUCUCGCCCACCAUGUGGCAGGCCUUCGAGCUCAUUCACGCUACUUUCAAGGCCGGUGCCGAGCUCUACCUGGAGGAUAUGCUUCCGGCGCUGGACAACUUUGUCCAGUAUGGCGCCGUCCAGCUGGUGCAGAAGCCCGAGUACAUCGAGGCUCUCUUCUCCAUGAUCUCGGACAUGUUCAACGACAACAAGGUCGGUGGCGUUGACCGUAUUUGCGCCUGUAAGCUGGCCGAGGCCAUGAUGCUGAACCUACGUGGCCACAUUGACAACUACGUGUUGCGGUUCAUCGAGUUCGCCAUGACCGUCCUUACUGCUCAGGACGUCAAGCUCAAGGCUUACAAGAUCCACCUCAUGGAGCUCGUCAUCAACUCGAUCCACUACAACCCCGUACUCACCCUCCAUAUCCUUGAGACCAAGGGCUGGACGAACAGGUUCUUCAGCUUGUGGUUUGGCAGCAUGUCCAACUUCACCAGGGUUCACGACAAGAAGCUUUGCAUCGUCGCCAUUGCAGCUCUGCUUAGCCUCAAGGCUGACCAGGUCCCUCAGAGCAUCGCCGUCGGUUGGCCUCGCCUGCUGCAGGGCGUCACUGAGCUUUUCAAGACUCUGCCCGCUGCUAUGAAGAACCGUGAGGAGGCUCUUCGUGACGACUACCACCUCGAGGCCGGCACUUACGACUACGGCGAAGAGGACGAGUGGGCCGAGGACGAGGCCAACUGGAAUGUCGAGGAUGAGGCCGAGGAGGAGACCAACGAGAGCCGCGACGAGAGCACCGCUUACCUGGAGUUCUUGAACGAGGAGGCCCAGAAGUUCAGCCGCGGCGUCGAGGAUAUCGAGUCUGAGGACGACCUUGGCGAGGACAGUGUCCUGCUCGAGUCCCCUCUGGACAAGGUGGACCCUUACCAGCUGUUCAGUGCGACUCUGAUGAAGAUGGAAGAAGAGCAGCCCCAGUUCUACCAGUCCCUGGCCUCCCAUCUUACAGCUGAGGACCAGGCCGCCCUCCAGGGUGUCAUGCAGAAGGCGACCGAGAACGCCCAGGCCGCCCAGCUGGCUCUUGCCCAACAAGGUGCUGCACCGGUCAACGGCGGUGCCAGCUAA
Molecule: messenger RNA, 3159 nt
Organism: Colletotrichum graminicola M1.001
Lineage: Eukaryota; Fungi; Ascomycota; Sordariomycetes; Glomerellales; Glomerellaceae
Product: importin-beta domain-containing protein
Exons: 7
Coding region: 1-3159 (1052 amino acids)
Biological process (GO): protein import into nucleus
Cellular component (GO): cytosol; nuclear envelope
Molecular function (GO): small GTPase binding
Source: RefSeq, a predicted model, not a curated record